AAUUGAAGUCCAUAAAGUUGGGUAACAUCAAAAGGAACUUCGUGUCUCAUCAAAGAAAAUCAACUUGGACAUUACUAAAAACAUGGAGAAGAUGAAAAAUUUCGCUGUCGUCGAUUUUUAUACCGAAAGGACCUCCGAUGGGAAACUUGUUAUUGCAGUGGUUCCGAAGGAAUGGAUGAAGUGGAACAAUGGCAACUGGUCGACUUAUUGGCCAUCUAAGGUAGCAAAAAAACAACUCGUUGAGUGGCAAAGCAGUGGAAAAUCACCCAAAAAUGAUUGGUCACAUCAUACUGAAAUAGAAAUUCUCACCUGGGCUGAUAAUUUCAUGUCCGCUGAACGGAGGUGCGACAGGGCACGAACUCAGCGUGAGAAUCUGAAUUCCUCAGGCAUGGAAAAUACACCACGUAGCACGGUAAAGGUAGUGUCUAGGAACACUGCAAGAGAUUCGAUGGAGGCAACUGAAAGCUCAGACUCAAAUGAAAGGGCUUCAACGUCAGAAACGAAAGUUUUCGAGGUUAUCAACGAUACCAGAAUCCAGUGA
Molecule: messenger RNA, 541 nt
Organism: Fopius arisanus
Lineage: Eukaryota; Metazoa; Arthropoda; Insecta; Hymenoptera; Braconidae
Exons: 3
Coding region: 83-541 (152 amino acids)
Source: RefSeq, a predicted model, not a curated record